UUCACCCUUCACUUUCCCUUUCAGUCCGCCGUACACUGAUCCCCCACUUGCGAUUCUCUCCAAACAAACCACCAAAUCUUUGAUUCUCAACCGUUUUAAGUGGUUUUGCUUCUCAUUCGUUUGGAAUCUCGAGUUCUCUCUGUUUUUGCAGAUCACUUUACCAGUUUCCACAGAUGGCAAGAACUAAGCAAUCCGCCAAGCGAACGAGAGCCACGUGCAGCACGCCACCCCCGCAAGUGCAGCAACAAACGUCCGCCUCCUACCCAUGGCCCCGCGAGCAAGAGGGUGAACUGAUUGAUCUCGACAGCCCAUUGCUCCUGGACUUCAAUUGCGAGGGGUGGGAUAAGGGGACAGCAGCUCGUUACAACGCCCUCCUCCGAGUUGACAUGCUACCCACUCGUUUCUGCCACACAGAAACUUUGGCUGAUCUUGGGAUCGACGAGGAUGUAUUCGAAACGCUGCACGCCAUCGGGAUUGCUCCUCUGUGCUACACAACGCACGAGCUCUAUCCAGACCUUGUUCGCCAGAUGCUCGCCACGGCCACGAUCACCUACGAGGAUUCCGACGCACCCUCCUACGCCAACUGCUCGUUCUCUUUCAUGGCGGAUGGAGAGUACUGUCGCUUGUCCCUCGACAAGCUCAAUGAAAUCUAUGAGAUGGCCGCUGAACCGAAGGGGGUAGCGGUGGCGAAAAAGUUCUCUCCCUCUAACGCCUUUUGGGACUGCAUUGCAAAUGGGAACUUCACAGCAGGGAAGGUCUACCAGUCGCAGAUUCGGAACCCCGCGCUUCGUGUCAUCGCGAAGAUCAUCUCAAACCUCCUGUUCGCCAAGGAUCUGACAUCGAAGGUCACCAACGGGGAGCUGCAAACCCUGUACACUGGUAUUGAGGAUGAAAUUCGCGCCUCUGGUUCCGGAAUUCCCAUUCAAAGGGUUAAGACGAAUCCCGGUUUCAACUUCAUCACCAUGAUAUGCGAGCGGCGACAGUGCCUUAUGCACGGCUCGAAGAAGAAAGACAGGAGCGGCAGCCUGCUCACACCGCUUUUCAAGCAUUUCGACAUUGAUCUCACCAAAUACAGCGUCAACAAGGAGGUCCAGUACCUCGACAUUAGGUACCUAAUGGCGUGCCACAUCAUGCGAGAUGAAGAGACCUACAGCUUUUACGAUAAAGCCGGAACUGCUAUUCACCAAACUGCCUCACCCCGAGAUCACCAGGUUCAGCGUGUUUGAGAACAUACGGUUUCUUCCUCCCCCCGAGCUCCUUUGCACUGAUCCACGUGCUGCGGUCCCUGACGAAGACAUGGAUGAUGUUGAGGACAUCACCCCUGAAGCCGACCCAUCGUACGACCUAGGAGAGCUCGCCGAUGUAACCGAUGAUCAAGCUUACAGACGCUGGAUGGUGGACUCGCAGCGAAAGAACAACAGCCUCAUGCGGAGGAUACUCCACCUCGUCACUGGGGGAUGCAUUGGAGGGAGCGCCCAGCGCCAGUCUACGACAGAUCGACCACCAAGAUCCCACCGACCAGGCAAGGAGCCCAUGGGAACUGGCCCUUUUUCAGAAGAGGUUCAUCGCUCGCGCAACAGGCGAUCCUUUGACCCAGCCGAGAGCGGCGAGUCCGACUGAGUCCGCAAGGACUAUCCUCUAUCCAUUGUUCUAUCCAUCUGAACUUUUUAUUUUUUAUUUUGUUUUAUGCUGUGUUGCUUUUUGGCUGACCUCAGCUUCAUUUCCACCAGGGAUGGUGUCGAUUAAGUCUGGGGGAAGCACUGGGUGCUGAAACUUUAUUUCUUUGUUUCUUUGUUUUUGAGUCAGUCCUUGCGUCAUUUUGAUGUUUUAUCGAGUCAGUUUAGGAUCGAGUCAGUUAAAACUCUUGUGGGAAUUAGGACCUUGUGAUAUAUUCUUUUAACCACCUCGUGCUCUAACAUUCUUAUCCAGUGACCUUAGCAGUGAUGAAAGAGCCCAUACUUGGACCUGGAACACCCUUUGACUCAUCUCAUUUGACUCUCCAGAAGCUCUCAUCCGAUCAGGUUACACUGGGUAGACUCAACUCCACCCAACUUGAACCUAAUCUUGACUGAAAUUCUUCUUGUUAUGGGCACUAGAUCAGGGAAACGAGACCAACGCUCAGGGCUUCUUAUUCUUUUUACCAAUCUUGCUGAUCCUGAGCGGCUAGCUCAUUUUUAGCUAGUUCCAACCUUCUACCUAAACCUUUAUUUUCACCCUCAUGCACUCUGUUUUUCAAUGUCAUAUGUGCAGAUAUGUGCAAAAGGGCCGGAGAGGAUAGGAUUGACACAGCCCCUUACUCGUUGACGCCUGACACUCAGAGAGAAGAACAAGCAGAUUGAGAACAGUCGACAAGAUCAAUCCUUAAAGAAAGGAACAGUCGACAAGAUCAAUCCUUAAAGAAAGGAACAGUCGAAGGCGCAUGGAACAAUGGCACCCCGUGAGAAACAGAGGAUAGACCCCCAGCGGCUGCAAAACAUUCGUCCCGAUACCUCCCUCCAUCUCCACUCAAAAAAAAAAAAAAAAAAAAAAAAAAAACGAAUGCUUUAAUUUAUUUAUGAUGGAAGGGUAGAUUCGAGAUGCAUGCUGCUGGAAAAGGGUGAGCAAGAAGUGGGCGCAGAUUUUGGAGGAAUAAAAAGAAGUCAAGAGCUGGAGAACAGUGGCACGAUUGAUCCACAUUGUAGAACAAUCUAAUCCGUGAGGCAGAGAUGAGUAAGGGUUGUGGGCUUCAACAGAUCCGUCCUCUCUUGCUAUUUUGCGCGAUAUCCUGCAUGCACUCAAACACGGUAACCCCUAAACACUCUCAGCUCCACCGUAAAACAGCCUAUUCCUUAUCAACCCGUCUACCCUGAAUAGUGCUUGUAAUGAGAAGCUCACGCUGUUCUUAAAUGAUUCUUAAAGGAGUUUUGUCUCGAUAGUGCAACCUUUUCAGGUAUGAGAUACAGAGUACGGAGCUGAUCUUCGAACAGCAAUCGUGGGGUGUUCUGGUAAGGGUGUGCGAUCUGAUUCUACAGCUUGUAUGGUUCAGAGAUGUGUGGUAAGAGCAUGGUUAUUCAGACAAAGCGAGUUCCCGCUCCUUCAAACCUUUCUCCCUGCUCUUGAGGCUUGGUCUUGUUCGAGGACAAACAAGGAUCUAAGUCUGGGGGAAUUGAUAUGUGGUGUUUUUAAUACCAAUACAUGUGCACUUUGAGCUCAUUUUCAGUCCUAAUUCGUGUUUAAUUUACAUCAUUCUAGGUUGGGAACAGGUGAAAGAGUAAAGGAGAGAGUUUCAGGAAGUCUGAUGCUGUUUCGAAGGAUUCAACGUGGAACAGUCAUUUAGAACAACCCAAGGGUUGCUCCCGAAGAGAUCAAGCAUUAGACUGCUCCCGUUCAUUAAGGAAACUUCCUAUUCUGGAGUUUGCCCUAGUUUCGACUUUCUCUUUCUCUUAUUCUCCUAUCACCAGCGCCUCCUUAUAAAGGGGGGAGGCUAUCGUUUUCUAAGAGGACACACGAGUUUUACAAGAAACCUAGAUUACUCUUUUGGAUUUCACGCAACUUGUAAGGGAGAAGGCUCCAUCUCUCAUUCUCACGAGAAGACUUCCCUGAACCCUUUGUCUUUUUACUUAUUUUAUAUGCAGUAUUAUUCAGAAA
This is a messenger RNA of Brassica rapa (field mustard), 3627 nucleotides long. RefSeq lists its product as uncharacterized. NCBI's taxonomy places the organism in Eukaryota, Viridiplantae, Streptophyta, Magnoliopsida, Brassicales, Brassicaceae. The record is from RefSeq and is a predicted model, not a curated record.